AGUUGUUUCGGGAGCGUGUAGCGGGAUGUUUUGAUUCUUUAGGAGGUUAUGUUCGAAAUUUCAGUAAAAAUUAUCUUUUAAUUAAACUUAAUAAAAUCGAUGACCAUAUGUAUAGUUAAAUUUGGCAAGUGUGUUUAGAGCCAUUGAUGAAUGGCCGCAUAGCUAAAUACCAAACACAUAAACAGUUCCAACAACUAUACUAGUCAUUAAUCAGCUGUUUCUAAACGUGUGCUAAUGAUUGGAAUAUCAACCAAAUAAUUUAUGCAUUGAGGUGUAUUGUUUGACGCACCGGCUUUAUAAUGAAUAUGCCAGUUGUUAAUAAAGUUAAUCCAAUUUUGGCUCGCCUACCUAGUAUAAUGAUGCUUAGGAACGUUCGCUUAUCAACACCACAGAAGGUGACAGUGGUGUCAGUAACACUUGGAGUAGCAUUACUGGGAUUUUUAGCAAGGUAUCUUCGUCGAAAGCGAAGAAUUGUCAAUCCAUCUCGAGACACUACAAGAAAACAUGGGACAUCAGGAAUACGCAGCCCAGCUAGUGACGCGGCGAGCCAGGCGUCGCGACGCAGCGCCAGCCCCAGCGUGCGCAGCCUGCACCGCCAGGCGUCGCUGCUGUCGGAGCGGCUGGCGUCGCUGGGGGCGGCCCAGGGGGGCGGCGACUUCGUGGUGGCGGACGUGGGAGCCCACCUGACGCCGCAGCAGCUCGGCGUCAUGGGCAUGGAGGCGCUGGAGACGGCCAUCAACUACUGGGACGACGCGCUGGCCGCCUACACGUCGGGCGGAGGCGCGGGGGCGGCGGGGGCGGCGGGGGCGGCGGCCGUGACGACGGCCGAGGAGGCGCAGUUCUGCCGCGACCUGCAGCGCCUCGUGGACGCCGCCUACGAGCUGCAGGACCAGUGCGAGCUGCUGUUCUUGGACCAGCGCUCCGUGCUGUUCCACACAGACACGUCGUCCAGGCACUACGGGGACGCGCUGUCCUCCUUCACGUCGGCCCCCGAGUCGUUCGCGUCUGCGCAGGACGAGAUUGCAGACCUCAGGGAGUUCGAGGAGUUCGCGGAAUGCUUCCCCGACGCGGAGGAGCUGCCGCUGUACCAGGAGGCCAGGGCGCAGUUCGAGUCGGCCGGCAUCCCCUACAGGACGCUGCGCACGGAGACGGUGCACUGCAGCUCGGACCUGGAGUUCCUGUGCAAGCUGCACUGCGUGCGUCUGGCGCUGCAGCUGGUGUUCCGGGACCGCGCCAACUGGCGGUGGCUGGCCGACACGGGCCGCCAGGUGCUCGCCGACAUCCUCAUCUUCGCCGACAAGGACCCGAAGGACCUGCUGAUAGCGUACGAGGACAUGCUGGAGUUCAUCAAGCAGGAGGAGAACUGGACACUCGUGGAGCAGGAGCUGAGCCUGAAGGGCGUCAAGGCCAUGACCUUCUACGACAUCGUCCUGGACUUCAUCCUCAUGGACGCCUUCGACGACCUGGACUCCCCUCCGUCCACCCUCACCGCCGUCGUCUACAACCGCUGGCUGUCCAAUGGCUUCAAAGAGACGGCUCUCACGACGGCCGUGUGGUCCCUCUUCAAGGGCAAGCGCAGGAUGCUCAAGUACCCGGACGGCUUCAUCUCCCACUUCUACGCCAUCUCCGAGCAGGUCCUGCCCAUGAUGGCGUGGGGCUUCCUUGGCCCCGACGAGAACCUCAAGGCCGUGUGCCAGUACUUCAGGGAACAAGUUACUGGCUUUCUGAUAGACAUUUUCAGUUUCCACAAGUGUCGAUUCUCAGUCAUCAACGAACUGGCAGAAGACAUCCUGAACCACUUAAAGACACGGGUUGAAGCCAUUGGGCACAAACUCUCGUUACAAGGAGAAGCCACAGUUUAACAUUGAAACUAUACUUUAUGGCAAUUUAUCCAUUCAGUAUUCAACUUAACGUUAUGAAUAAUUAUGUUCACAUUAUAUGUAUAUGGAAGAACUGUUUUAUUAAUUUUAUAUAAUUUUUUUAGUACAUACAGAAAAAUUUUAUUUAUAUAAUACUGUUGUUAUAAAUUUAGCAUAGUUAUAUUUGUUCCUAUCAUUCAACUUAUAUUAUGACAUCCUUAGAGAUACAUUGUUUUUAUCAUUAUGUGACUAUUUUAUCAUAUUUAUCUAAAUGACAAUGCAAAAAAUAGCCAUCAUUAGAGACCGGUAAAAUUCGCAGACUCAUUUUGUGAUAGGCUGAAAUUCAAACAUGUGUACAAUUCUGCUGGUUCUGCUAUUGGCUCGCAGUUUAACUAUAGCUCUCUGGGCCAAUGAGAGACUAUCGACCAAAGAAGUGUUGAAUCACAAGCUACCCAGUGGAGACGCCUCACAAUUUAGUACCCAAUGAACACACGUGUUUACUUGAGAAAUAUAGAGGAUAAUGGAGGCUUUCCUAGAGGUCAUUGAAUCCGCGAAUUUUUCAGGUCCCUAGCCAUCAUGUAAAAUUCACUUCAAUGAAUGUGUAAACACUGAAAUGGUUUUUUAUGUUUACCCAUGUUUUUAUUUUGAAAUACAUUCAUACAGUAAAUUAUAUAAAACUUAUUUGUGAUACAAGAAGUAGGUUAAAAUUUACCAAAUUCAAUACACCAAAAUACUGUAAUUAUUUAUUUUAUGAAUAUAUUUAAAUGUGAUAGCUAAAAUAUUAUUUUUGCAGCUAAACAGGAACAUUGUUUUAUUUCUUUACUUUUUCUGUGUUUUCCAUUAAUACUGGUCAGACAAACAAGGUGUUUUAUGAUAUUUCCACUAAAAAAGGGAAAUAUUGAAAUAUUAAAUACUUUUUUUUUCUAUCUUUAGCAUUGGCAUUUGUAGAGUUGAUAAUUAUUGUUUUUACAUUUUAUUGGAGGAAAACCAAGAAUUUGACAGAUAAAUAUAUUAAAUAUGAUAAUUAUAACUUUGAUUAUAAAUAUAAAAAACAACAUUCACUAGGUUCUGAGUUCAAACUUUAUUCAAGAACAUUUAAAAUCUUUUAAAUAAUACAAUUUAUCUUCAUUUUAGGUUUUUUCUAAACAUAUCACACAUUAUAAUGGUCAUAUAUUCAGCUUCAAAUGUUAUUCAUUAUUAGCAGGGGCACAACAACAGGGGGGGGGGGGGGGCAAGGGUAUUUUGCCCCCUCUGAAACCUUGAAGUGGGGGCAAACGGGGGCAAAGAAAGUGCUGUGUAAUCAAUUGUUAGAUAAUAAAACUGCUUAAAUAGCACCAUUUUCCACCUUGAAAUACAAAUUUUUCCAGGCCCCCCCCCCCCCCCCCCCGCUUCAAUAGGGGGGAUCGAUGAUUCUUUAUAAAAAGGUAUAUUGCCCUUUGGAAAUUAUGUUGUUGCACCCCUGAUUAUUAGCAUGAAGACAAAGAAUUGCAUACUGUAAGGAAGUCUUGGAGAAAAUGUAAUUUGGUUUUUGGAACAUUCUGUGAAUCACUAAGUAAUUUUUCACUCUUAACUUGCACCAAUAUUAAUAAAGCAACAGACUGCAUUUCAUGUAUUUGUCUAAUUUUCACAGUUCUUAAAAGUUCCAAAGGUGUAUUUGUCGUUCUGUUAAACAUGUCAGAACAUUAUAAACUGUCAGGGACGUAACUAUACCCGUGCAAGAACUCAUCUUGGCACCUCAUUUUUUUUCCCAAGCCAACCAAACCAAAACCUUUCCUGACAACACUUCAUAAUACCAUCACAUAUUAAUUCCACUAUUACAAAUAUUUUUGAUUCAACAUAGAAGGUAAAUUAAUAGAUUUAGUUGCAGUCAUUAAUUUGUAAUAACAUCGCAAGUUGGAUAGUACGCGAAAAAUACCAGAUUUUAAAUGUUUGAUGAUAUACAUGUAUGUGUCUUUCAAUAUAUCUAAUUCAGUUCAUCUGCCCUCCAACACUUAUUUUUUGUAUUCUAACACUAUGAUAUUCAAGUGAAUAUCUAUAGUAAAAAUUACUCUGCCAGUUAAAUGUCCCCCCUCCUUCCAAAUGAGGCACCCGGGGCACAAGCCCCAUCUGUCCCUGUAAUCCCCGGGGUCAUCAUAAUAAACUAAAGGCCGGAGGGCAAAUAAUGUUUAUGGCCUCACACCUGUUAUUUAAUGCAUAAUUUUAAAACCACUCACAAUUUAAAAAAAAAAAAACACUGUAAGAGAUUAUAUUGCUGUGUAAAUGGGUCAACACUAAGUACGUAGUUAAUGUUUUAAGGUUUUUUUUCAGGUGUUUCUCUCAAGAACUAUUAAUCUUUUUAAAAUGUAAUAUUGACCAACUUAAUUUCUAACAAUAUUUUACAAUUAUUAUUAUUGCAUGUUUCCAUCAAUUAACAUUUUGAUAAUGGAAUUAAAAUACAACAUCCGUGCAAAUCUUGCUUCUACACAUAGAGCUCUUAGAUCAAUGCAUAGAGUUCUUAGAUCUGUUAAGUCUUUGUUGAUCAUUAUUAAUCAAAAUAUCUUAUCCGGCAUGGCUGUGGUCAUGAACUGCCCGAUUAUGCACGUAAUUUACAAUUGCGAGUAGUGAGCUACACAAGGAAAAUAACUUACACUUUGCUCCAUGGUAAUGGUUCAUCAACAUAAACAGUGUGUAGACCCUACUCAUUCCGUUUCACUUCCGUCUGCCCUGCCCUUUGAAGUCAUAAAUAUAAAUCAUAAAAUAGUACAUCAGUUUCAAUACACGACUAAAACCAAAAAUAAUGUGGGUAUUAUCAAAGCAUUCUGAGAGAAACUUCUCUGUGGACUAGCAUGGCUGGUUACAAUAAAAUGCCAGUUAAUGAAAAAUUUAAAAGUUUAUGGUAAAAAAUUAUGCUUACAUAAUCAAAAAUUAUGGAUUAAUAACAGUAAGAAAAACGUAUAAAAAAUAAAUAGGUACUCAAAAUAAUUUAAUGAUGAUGUAAAUACAAGUCAUUAUUAUUAUUGUGAAAUUUUCUUGAAAAUAAACACAAAAUAUCAUAAGCAAUUAAAUACAGGUUUUUAACAUAAUACACGAACAGAAUGUGUUACAGAAUUUGUUAAUCAUUAUUGUUCUAAAAAUUACCAUAUUUUUUAUUAUUCUUAAAAAAAAAAAACACCAGUUUAUUUUUCCAGAAUAAUUAAAAUUUUCUUAAAAUUAUAUUGAAAAAUUUCUUGCAACUGCUGAUGCCAGCAAGCUGUUUGAACAGCCACAUGUAUUAAUGUGAGCAGUGGCCAGACAGGACACGGCACAUCAGGGUCCAGGAAAGAGUCUGGGCCCAGCUGAUGACAAAAUGCUGAAUUCAUUGGUAACAGUGUCUGUCAAAAUUACGAGCACUUGCAUGAAAUGCAGUACAUACGUAUGCAUGUAUAUUUAUCUUCAAAUGUAGAAAGUAAUUUCUUGUAAGUGAAUGCUGCAUCAACUUAACUGUUAAGGAAGGUAGCAUGGGUGGUUCCAGGGGCAAAAAAAAACCCUUACCAUCCUAUUUUUUUGUAAAUGCCACUUACAGUGAAUUACAUUUUGUUGGAAUUCUGGAUUCACCACUAGUGAGUAUGUAAUCUAUCUGCAGCAUUCAGUGAAAUAGUUGAAGUUGAUGUGAAAGAUGUGAUGGUUUAAUAUACUGGGAUCUAGACAUAAUUAAAGAUGUAUUUAUAGUUGUAUGUUUGGAAGUAGUUGUACAAAUCGCAAUAAAGUACUCAGUUUAU
Bacillus rossius redtenbacheri is the source of this 5596-nucleotide messenger RNA. RefSeq names its product mitoguardin (gene Miga). Lineage: Eukaryota; Metazoa; Arthropoda; Insecta; Phasmatodea; Bacillidae. Gene Ontology annotation, biological process: mitochondrial fusion. The record is from RefSeq and is a predicted model, not a curated record. The coding region runs from base 300 to 1862 and encodes 520 amino acids. The transcript has 10 exons.